This is a messenger RNA of Periconia digitata, 1155 nucleotides long. The record is from the annotation of a GenBank genome assembly. NCBI's taxonomy places the organism in Eukaryota, Fungi, Ascomycota, Dothideomycetes, Pleosporales, Periconiaceae.
CUUCAUCUUUCGUUUCCUUAUCCUUCUACUGUCAACAAUUCGCCCAUCGUCAUGUCUUCAGCAACCACCACCGACACAAAUCCCGCAUUCGUGCUCCGCGCCGUAAAAGACGUAGCAUUCGAAGACCGACCCAUCCCCAAACUCCGAGACGAAUAUGAAGUCCGCGUCCACGUCUCUCAAACCGGAAUCUGCGGCUCAGACGUACACUACUGGCAACGAGGUCGGAUUGGCGACUUCGUCCUCAACUCGCCCAUUAUUCUCGGUCACGAGAGCUCAGGCGUAGUCGUCGAGACCGGCUCCAAAGUAACCAACCUCAAAGUCGGCGAUCGCGUGGCUAUCGAACCCGGAGUGCCCUGCCGUCGAUGCGAUUACUGCCGCUCAGGAAGCUACGGGCUAUGCAAUGAUACUAUUUUUGCGGCGACGCCGCCGUGGGAUGGCACGCUUGCUAAGUAUUACACGGUUGCGAGCGAUUACUGCUACAAGAUCCCCGAUCAUAUGGAUAUGGAGGAGGCGGCUAUGGUGGAGCCCGUAUCAGUAGCCGUCCAGAUCUGCAAAGUUGCAGAUCUGAGAGCGAAUCAGAUUGUGGUUGUAUUUGGCGCUGGGCCGAUUGGUCUGCUUUCGCAAGCGGUCGCGAAAGCAUCAGGUGCGAAGAAGGUGAUUGCUGUCGAUAUCUCGGCAGCGAGGCUGGAUUUUGCAAAGGGCUUUGCGGCAGAUGGAACGUUUAUCCCGCCGAAAGCGGAGCAGGGCGUUGAUGCCGUUGCGCACUCGGAGAAGGUCGCGCGUUUGAUCAAGGAGCAGUUCGAUCUGGGUGAGGGUGCGGACGUGGUGCUCGAAUGUACAGGUGCGGAGCCCUGCAUCCAGGCGGGCAUCAAUGUCGCAAGAAAAGGAGCUACAUACGUUCAGGCUGGCAUGGGCAAAGAGAACGUCGUCUUCCCGAUCACCACUGCCUGCAUUCGAGCAUUGACUAUCAAGGGCUCUAUUAGGUACUCGACGGGCUGCUAUCCCAAUGCCGUGGAUUUGGUGGCAUCGGGGAAAGUUGACGUGAAGAAGUUGAUCACGAAUCGGUUCAAGUUUGAGGAGGCGGAAAAGGCUUUUGAGCUGGUGAAAGCGGCGCAAGAAGGCGUGUUCAAAGUCGUGAUUGAAGGCGUGCAAUAA